CAUCUGCGAUAGACACGGGUGUUAUGUGUGUGGGUCGCUCUGUCAAAUAUGUGAUCUUUCGAUAUGAGUUAUGUGACCUUUAGUCUGAAGGGAGGUUUGUUGGGGCUGUUCAUCCCAAUCCCACAUGAAAGAGAGGACUUACUUAUAACUCAUAUUAAAUAUUUUAUCUAUUAACCUAUACUAAAAGCAAAUCUUUGCAUGACACUUGUGAUUACCUUGUAAAAAAAUUUCCCGCCUUUUUCGCUUUUUUUUUUUUUUUUGUGGCAAAAUCUUUAAGCAAAUUAUUUAUAACUUAUGAUAUUUUCUUUCCAGUUUUGACAAUCAUAUUCCAUAUAUACUCAAAUGAAAUAUUUCUAAAUAUCUUUUAUAUACUUUAUAAUUUUGUAAUAUUAUUGUAAAAAAUAUUUAAGCAUUGCACGGGAUUUUAACCUAGUUUAGAAAUAAAAAUGAAAAUGGUAGACAAAUGUUUAAGUAAUUGUGAAUUUGUGAACGUGAGAUUGUGGUUUGAGGGUUCGAAUCUUAAUAAAAACUAAAAAAAAAAAAAAAUUAAAAAAUCCUUUUAUCUCUUAAACCCUAAACCACUCAUCUCUCUCUUUCACACUCUGUCCUUCAACCAUCUUCCACUUCCCACCGUCUCACAAAAUUUCUGAAUUUUUGAUUUUAUUAUUUGUCAAAAACUUCAUUUUGAUUCUCUGUUUUAUCCGAAUUCGCGGCAUGUCAUGUUAAGAUCACCCGAUGAACAUUGCAGAAGACGGUGUUAAGCAUUGAUCUUCUUGAAGAAGUUCCCGAUUUUUUCUGGUAGCUGAUAGCAAAUGGAAAUUAUUGAAUCUAUUGAAGAUAUAUCAGUGCAAGAUCCACCAGAAGGGAUGUUUUCAUCUGCUGAUCUGAAGUGGACAAAGUUUGGCACUGCUGAUCACCAUGACGAAGUAGCUAAAAUUCAUUAUGAUCGAGUUGAAGACUUUAUCUUUGGGGAAUGUUCUAAUGUGGAGUUCCCUACUCAAUUUCAUAUUGAGAGAGGAAGGAAACGUAGGAGAGGGAGCUUAAAGGAGUACAAAAGUGAUGAAUAUUUGGAAUAUAAGCUAUAUUGGUGCUCAUUUGGACCCGAAAAUUAUGGAGAGGGUGGUGAUAUAUUACCUAGUCGGCGGUAUCGUCUGAAUACCCGAAAUCGUGCUGCCAGACCACAGUCUAUGAGAGGUUGUACAUGUCACUUUGCAGUGAAGCGUUUGUAUGCAUGCCCGACACUUGCACUUAUCAUUUAUAAUGAGCGACGUCAUGUGAACAAAUCUGGUUUUCCCUGCCAUGGUGCUCUUGAUAGAGAUGCCAUAGGCCCUGGUGCUAAGAAAGUACCGUAUAUUGGCACUGAGAUUCAGCAACAAACUAUGUCGAUGAUUUACCUUGGAAUCCCUGAAGAGAAUGUAGUGCAGAAACACCUCGAAGGGAUUCAACGUUACUGUGAUGCUGAUGCAAAACUUGGCAGGAUAGCAUCUCAAUAUGUUCAGAAACUGGGAAUGGUUAUUAAAAGAUCUACUCAUGAAUUAGACCUAAAUGACCAAGCUAGUGUCCGGCUGUGGGUUGAGCGAAAUAAGAAGUCUGUAUUCUUCUAUCAGGAUUCAUCUGAGGUUGAUCCAUUUAUUUUGGGGAUUCAAACUGAGUGGCAACUGCAACAGAUGAUACGGUUUGGGCAUCACAGCAUCAUUGCAGCAGACUCAACCUUUGGGUUAAAGAGACUUAGAUACCCUUUGUGCACGCUUCUUGUGUUUGAUUCAAGACAGCAUGCACUCCCUGUGGCAUGGAUCAUCACUCCAAGCUUUGCUAAGCCAGAUAUUUCAAAGUGGAUGAAAGCUCUAGUUGGUCGAAUACGUGCAGUUGAUACUGGAUGGAAGGUCAGUGGUUUUGUGAUAGAUGAUGCGGCGGCAGAAUUGGAGCCUAUAAGGGAUAUGUUCUGCUGUCCCGUGUUAUUUUCUCCUUGGCGUGUCCGCAGAGCAUGGCUUAGAAAUAUAGUGAAAAAAUGCAGUGGAACAGAAGUUAGAAGGGAGAUUUUCAAACGUCUUGGUGAUAUCGUUAGCAGCAUUUGGAAGGGACUGGAUUCCGCAGUUGCUAUUGAGAAAUUCAUACAAGAUUUCACUAAUCAAAAUGCAUUCAUGCUGUAUUUUAAAGAUUUCUGGUUGCCGAAGCUAGAGAUGUGGCUGUCUAUAAUGCAGAGUGUUCCACUUGCAAGCCAGGAAGCUGCUGGUGCUAUUGAAGCCUAUCAUAUCAAAUUGAAAAGCAAACUUUAUGAUGAUUCACACCUAGGUGCAUUUCAGAGAGUUGAUUGGUUAGUGCACAAAUUGACUGCUGAGCUGCACUCUAGUUACUGGUUGGAUCGCUAUUCUGAUGAACACGACACUUUCAAAGAUGUGAAGGAAGCGUACAUAUCUUCAACGUCAUGGCAACGUGCAUUGCAAAUCCCUGAUACCGCUGUCUGCUUUCAUGAUAAUGACGAAUCUUUUGCCAAGGUGCAAAGUCAAAAGGACAAUAAUGUGUCUCAUAUAGUCUGGAAUCCUGGAUCAGAAUUUGCUUUCUGUGAUUGUGCCUGGGCUUUGCAAGGUAACCUUUGCAAACAUGUUAUCAAGGUCAAUAUGAUGUGUGAAAUUCGCCAGGGCUUGCAUUCCAUGUCCUUCCAUUCAUUCAAAGACUUACUAACGACUUUAUUGAGAAAGCCCAUGGAUGAUUCAAUCGAACUGGACAAGGCGAUGGCAUUGACGCAACAAAUGCUAAAUCAAGUACAAAGUCUUGUUAAACUUACUAGUGCAAGCGAUAUUGGCACUGUUGUGAAUAGUCUUCCCUUGAAAUGGGUUUCCAGAAAAACCAGAACUUCUGCUCCAAAAUCAUCAGCAACUUCAGCUCUUCUAUCCACCUCUGAUAAUGAUAACCGUAAUGCUGCUGCACAACAGAGUCACAGAAAACGAAAGCGACUGUAGAAUUUCAAAUGAAUUGCUGGGGAUUUCACGACAACAUACUCCGUAAUGUAUGGUGCUCAGUUGCUGCCUCGUUUUGAAUGCAGUGUUGCAGAUUAUCAUACCAAGGAAAGGUGACCGAUUUACCUCUUUUGUAGAUCAUGAUAAUUUAUUUGAUUCUUGACUAUUCCAUUAGGUUUAGCUGAACCCUAUUGAACUGAUCAUCAGACAAAUAACAUCUUGAAGUUUAAAGAUACAAAAAACCUAGAAUGAGGUUUUCGUAGAAGGUACUAAUUUUUCACAUACCUUUUAGCAGUAUAGUUAAAGAUAUAGUGAUGGCAGUGCUGCGAGUUAGCAACUGGUGGCUUGACUCCCCAUGUAUAUUCUGAUCAUAUUUUUUUGAGACUACAUAUAUUAUGGUUAUUUAUGUGACAUUUUUGUAUUUUAUUGGCGCCUAUCUUGUUAUUUAGUAAGAAAAUUGGAGAAUUUGAGUA
Chenopodium quinoa (quinoa) is the source of this 3430-nucleotide messenger RNA. RefSeq lists its product as uncharacterized. Gene Ontology annotation, molecular function: zinc ion binding. The coding region runs from base 813 to 2960 and encodes 715 amino acids. The transcript has 6 exons. NCBI's taxonomy places the organism in Eukaryota, Viridiplantae, Streptophyta, Magnoliopsida, Caryophyllales, Amaranthaceae. The record is from RefSeq and is a predicted model, not a curated record.